AUGACCCUCAACAACAAUCAACCCAACCCCAACGAGAACCACCCAAACCCCCACCACAGCACAAUGGAGAAAGGAGAAGGACCAAGGCUCCCUGAGGGACCUCAGCGUCGGAACGGUGUGACCCCUUUCCAGAGGGCGCCGCCUGCUUCCACCGCGGCACCUCUGCACACCCCCGCGCCCCCUCACGGACCACAGCGUCGCAACGGGGUCAUUCCCUUUCAGAUGGCGCCGCCUGCUUCCGCCGCGGCGCCUCUGAACCCCCCCCCCGCGCACCCCAAGGGGCAGAAGCGUCCUGGCACCCCAUUUCCGGGUGCCACCCCAAGGAGUGCUGGUUCUGCUGCGCCUGGGAAAACCACCGUGCCCCCGCCUAAGAAGCGACUCGGUGGCCCGUUCCCAGGUGUCACCUUGGGGAAUGCCGCCCCUGCUGCGCCUGUGAACACCUCCGAGCCCGCGCCUAAGAAGCGCCUCGGGGGGCUGUUCCCAGGUGUCACUGUGGGGGCCGCCCCGCUGCAAGGUGGUCCUUCUCCCAAUCCUACCUCCGACAACGAGGGUCCCCCGCACGGGAUCACCCCCCUGGUGGGCCCCGCCACAGCCCAAACCCCCUCUUUCGGAUCCUCCACCAUCCGAAACCAGCGCCCCAACAGUCCUCGGCGAUCUGAGACUGGCCCCUCUGAGGCAGUCUCCAGCAGCAAUGUCCCCGCCAACCCCGGCCACCAGUUCCAAGAGCUGCGUGAGAUCAGCGAGCUGAGCAACGAGCUCGCUGAUGCCGAAGGGACAAGAGUCGUCUUCGCAGCCGAGGAUGUACGGCGGCUUCAUCGUCCCGUAGAGACUGCCCGCCAUCACAACCCCGAAGACAUCGCAAACCUGUCAGCCCAAUUCGAUGUCCUCGAGGCUCGCUAUGAGGAAGCCAAGAGGGCACUGAAGGAGGCUGCGGGCGACGCAGUUGCGCUCGACGGUUGGCGGGGCAAGUACGAGGGCGACGGUGACGCCUGGGUGGCGCUGACGGACCUCGUGGAAGAAGUCGACGACAACAACCUUUACCAGCGCUACAGAGAUGCGCAGGCGCAUCUCGACGAACUCCUUGACCAACAAGUCGAUUUACUUGGCAUGGAGUUCCUGAAGCGCAGGCAGAAGCACGGCCGGCGUGCUAUGCCAAGGAAGGUUGCGACUCGAUCGGCUCCACGAGGUUCGCGAUCAAUUAAGCGACUGGAGAACGCCAUAGAUGUCAGGCCGAAGUGUCAGCCGCAGGCUGGGCAGGACAACGGUGAGGGCCCGAGCUCAGGUGAGAGCGAGGCUAGCAAGACGGCGUCCAACGGUGAGCUGAACCCGCCGACCAAUGACUCCAACGGUGCCAUGAUCCCCGCGCCCGUUACUGCCAGUGCGUCGUCAGAUGCAACUCCGCUGGCGAGUGGAGAGUCAUUGGAGGCUGGCUCACUCUUGGACGCCUUCGAGGCCAUCUGCGGCGCCCUUCAGUCGCUGGAAAUCACCCCGUCAGUUCCUUCGCCCGUGGAGGAACAUGACGCAAUGGCGAAUCCCGCCGAGGGCCAGAUCGCCGAGUCGUGUCAACCCCAGGAUGGGUCACAGUCCGGGGAAGAUUUGGCUCAGCAUGACGGCUACAUGGAAUGGCUGGGGCCCGAGGAGUACCUCUCGAUUCCACAGGGAGCAAUGAGUGCGCCAGCUGUCCAACAGCCGUCUCAGGCUCCUGUGGAGAUCGAGUACUACCUUCCCAGCCAUUCGAAAGCAGAAAAGCGCAUGGGACCCGUGGCGCCAUGGACAGAGCGCAAGAAGCAGAUCACCAGAGCCACGGUCGUCAAGGCCGGCUCUGGCCUGCUUGCUCGGAUUGACAACAUCCAGCCAAGCGCACCCACCGGGUGCGUCGGGCAAGUCGCAGAAGACACGGUGCGCAAGACCGAGUCUGAGUUGCUUGCCCGGGAUGAGUCAAUCCCAGCCCAGCCUGUCCAGGCAGUCCACGCGCCUGUCCCAGCGCCCCCAGUGUCGCAAGUGCACACCCCGAGCGUCGAGACCGAGGAGGCGCCUACUCUGGAAGUUGGGAGCCAAUCCGCUGUUCCGCAGCCAGCUCCCAUCGUCCCAGAGCCCUCCGCGCAGGUCCCGCUCGAGGCAGCUAUGAGCGAGCCAGCUGUUCCACAGCCAGCUCUAGCAAAGAAAGUGCGCUUCGCGGCUCUUCCGACGGAAGCAACCGUGAGCGAGCCCGCUGGGUCUCAGUGGCUUCAGACUGUUUUGGCCGCCAAAGCGAAGGUCGCCACCGACGGAGUUGUGAGUGAGCUUGCUGCCUCGCAGCAAGCCCCCACUGCCUCGGAGCCUUCGAGCCGAACAGUCACGAGCGCUGUGGCCCAGCCGACUCCGGUUGUUCCGGAUGGCACGGAGAAGGUCGCCGUCCAGGCAGUCGUCAGUGAGCCUGCUCUCUCCCAGCAGGCUCCUGCUGCCCUGAAGCCUUCUCCGUCGGGAGAAGAUGACUCUGCUUGGUCUGACUCUGACGACGACGAAUGGUGGCCUGCUCUUCAAUGGCAGGCCACUUCGGAGUCAGACCUGGCUGACGAAGAAUGGUGGCCUGCCCUUGAACGGCAGGCCCCUUAG
This is a messenger RNA of Penicillium bovifimosum, 2595 nucleotides long. RefSeq lists its product as uncharacterized. The transcript has 5 exons. The record is from RefSeq and is a predicted model, not a curated record. Lineage: Eukaryota; Fungi; Ascomycota; Eurotiomycetes; Eurotiales; Aspergillaceae. Bases 1 to 2595 code for a protein of 864 amino acids.